Messenger RNA from Saccharomyces cerevisiae S288C, 540 nucleotides. RefSeq names its product U2-type spliceosomal complex subunit CWC25 (gene CWC25). The record is from RefSeq and is marked reviewed. The coding region runs from base 1 to 540 and encodes 179 amino acids. Lineage: Eukaryota; Fungi; Ascomycota; Saccharomycetes; Saccharomycetales; Saccharomycetaceae. Gene Ontology annotation, cellular component: nucleus. The transcript has a single exon.
AUGGGGUCGGGCGAUUUGAAUCUGUUGAAAUCAUGGAAUCCCAAGCUUAUGAAAAAUAGAAAAAAAGUAUGGGAGACCGAACAGGAUCUAAUUACCGAACAGCAGAAGCUUAACACGCGAUUGAAAGAAAUUGAAAAAGAACGAGAACUAAAUGAACUGCUGAACGAAUCGAGCAAGGAUAAGCCGGAGACUCUCAAGAAUGACUUGGCUUUGAAGAAGUCGGGCUUGGAAUGGAUGUAUCAGGAUGCAAAACUGAGUGACGAAAAGGAAGACUAUUUAUUAGGUAAGAAAAAACUAGAUUCAUCUAUACUAAACCAACCUGCAACACCGCCUGUAAGGGCGGCCACUACUAUUUCCGCUUCUGGUGCCGCAACAUCCAUAAGUUCGCAGAAGAAGAAGUCAAAAUUGCUUAAAGAUGAUCCAAUGAGUAAGUUUAAGGUAACUAAACAACAAAGAAGAACUCCAGACUCAACAAAAAAAAGAGCAAUGUCGCAACGAGGGAAACCGUUGUCCAAGCCCGCUCCGGACCUAGACUACUAA